Molecule: messenger RNA, 1613 nt
Organism: Daphnia pulex (common water flea)
Lineage: Eukaryota; Metazoa; Arthropoda; Branchiopoda; Diplostraca; Daphniidae
Exons: 11
Coding region: 411-1520 (369 amino acids)
Biological process (GO): transmembrane transport
Molecular function (GO): transmembrane transporter activity
Source: RefSeq, a predicted model, not a curated record
CGUACAUGCACAGUCACUGCGCUGAGACAAAGAGAAAGAGUCAUCUAUUAAUAUCCGAGUGCAUUUUUUGCAAUUUGUGUUCAAUUUGUGUCAAAUCAUGCAAUUUUGGACGAAACGUGUGUUAGCCUUUGCUACUGUCGCAAGCUACUUGUUUUUAAGUGGAUUAGAAAACGGUGACUAUGGAACAUUAAUUCUGUGUCGAUCUUAAAAUUAUUUUAACAUAUAUAGCAUUCCGUUUUAGCCAUCAUUUUACCAACAGCAUGGCAGUAUUUGACGUUUUUAGGAGCGAAACAAGAAUAUCUGUUGGGGAUCACCGUUUCAGGUUUUAGUGCUUCUGCUGCCAUCGCCGGAUUAGUCGGAGGACGACUGGCCGACUCUUAUCCGACGAAAUCAAAGUGAUUUAUGUGAUCAUGGGGCGUGUCAUGUGCGGAUUGGGUAGUGGGGCGGGAGCAGCUCUACUGGCAGAAAUAUGUCGGACAACUUCACCUAGAGAAAGAACUUCAAUUUUAUCUGUUUGUAGUGGUCUUCGACAAGUCGGACUCCUGAUUGGUCCUGGAUUUCAGAUCAUUCUAGAGUAUUUUGACUUUAGCUUGUUUGGUGGUGCCCUGGUAGUACGUCCGUUUAACGCGCCUGGCCUUUUCAUGACCGUUUUGUGGGUUCUGUUCCUCCUCUUCGUUUUGGCUUUCUAUCAGAACCUUGAUGUAGAAUACCAUUACGAAGUUUUAAGAAAAGAACAUGAGGGUUUAGAAAUAGCUGGCCAUUCCAUAGAAUUGAGCACUAGCCGAGAAAACCUUCUAUCAGCAAGCUAUGAGCGGCCAAGCAUAGCGGCUCGUCGUUGGUAUUUUAUUGAAGAAAAUUUUGACAAAGAAACCGUUCCCGAACCUGUCACAUUUGCAACCUAUAUUGACGAAUUUCUUCACGACGACACUGUCGUGUUAUUUGGCAUGACAACGAUCUUGUUCUUUGGUCAGGUUUCCAUAGAGACCAUAAUUCCGCCCCUGUUGUCAAAACUUUUUGAUUUUACUGGCUUUCAAACAAGCUUGGUUUACAUGGUUGCAGGAGUUUUCUCCAUCGCGAUCUACGUGUUAGUUUCCUUGACUACAAGAUGGACCACCGAUACUUAUCUCGUGUUAUUCGGCUGGUUAAUGCAUAUUCUGGGCUUCACGUGGUGUCUCAUUUGGUUACCUAGAAUAGAGCCUGGAGAUAAGGACAUGAUGCCUAUCCUUCUGACUGGCUUUAUGUUUCUGUACGUUGGGUUUCCCGUUGCUGCCGUUGGUUCCACAUCUCUUCUGUCCAAAUGCGUUUCCCUUCGUGUUCAAGGUAUUGCACAAGGAUUCCGUCGACUUGCUACCUUUUCUGGAUUAAUUAUCGGUCCGAUAUGGGGAGGAGCCACCCUGCAUCAACCCUACUUGCAAAUGUCUGUUCCACUACUACUGCUGAUUUUAUUAGGAAUCAUGUUUUCUUUUUCAUUCAAGAAGAUCAGAAAUGAAGAACAACUAGCUUUAACACAUAGUAAAUAACUUUUAAUUUGCAUUUUUAUGCGAAUAUAAAUAGGAUCGAAGAUAUAAUUGAUUUUAAAAUUCAAGAGACGACAUAGAAAGUGACAUUUUUAA